GAUUUCUUGACCCUAUCUUUGCUUGCACGCGGCUACCUCAGGUUAGCUGAGCUGCUAGCGUCGUUACGCUUUUUAGCUGUAGCUAAUUAAAGCCAUGAAAAUGUUGACUCUGAUUAAGUAGUGAUGGCCAGAAGAAUAAUUUAAAUUUAACAGUAACAAGAACUGAACUGUUGUGAGAUUUAAUCAAGCGUUUUUGUGUGUUUAUGACGUGCAGCUACUGGCUAGUUAGCCGCUAGUUUGGCUAACGAUGUUUGCAGAGCUCAACAGCAUCUUGAACGUCAGCCCGGAGCACUUCACCACGGGUGUGAGUCUGUCUCAGGCAAAGGAGAGAGGUCAGCUGGUGUUCCUGGAAGGACUCAACGAAUGCUCGGCCAUUCUUAAUCCUGAUGGUGUUAGAACAGGAAGUGAGGCCAUGGCUUUCCUCAGGAAUCCCGGGGCAGGUCUGCGAGCUCUAUUCCAGUUUGCGCACUCCAGCGUCAAUCAUUCCUGGGGCGCAGAGGAGCGGGCAGGCGACGCUGGGGGCGGGCCCCCUGUGGUGCUGGUGGACGACGUGAGCGUGCUGCUCAGUCUCGGCGUGAGUGCGGACGCCGUGCUGGACUUCAGCCAUUACUGCCGCGCCACUGUCUGCUCGCAGCUGAAGGGCAACGUGGUGAUCUUGCUGCGCUGCGACAGAGAAGAAGACGACUACGACGAUGUAGGAAGUGACGAAGGCUUGGAGAGGCUGCUGAGGGGUUUGACUCACCAGUGUAGCCUUGCUCUGCACGUACAAGGUCUCCCGACGGGAUACUGCAGGGACAUCCACGGCCAGGUGGAAGUGUGUGACAGGAGGAGACGAGCUGACGGUCAGCAGAAGAAAACAACAUUUCAGUAUAAAGUCCAUGACAGAGGAGCCUCCUUCUUUGCUCCGGGGACAUCGAGCGCUGUUCUGUAGUCUCGGCACGUCAACGCAUUCCUCGUCUGGGAUUGAGAAAGAGGAAAUAUGACUGUUGACGCCGGCCAAAGAGGCAGGCAGGACAAUUGAUGCUUAUUAGUGCACUUCUGGAUGCGCAUUCUUUUUGGGACGUUUUAAAAGGAUUUUUUUAAACAGGUAUUUCAUGCUUCACAGAGGAUGUCCACGUAUCGUAGUAAUGCCGGGAGAGUCUAAAGUUAAAUUCAAAUGAUGUUACAAUGACAUUGAGUAGCCAAAUAAUUCUGAUUGGGAUGAGGAGCAAAAUAGUACAACUCCGUAGCAACAGGUGCAUAUUUUCAGAAGGCCAAUUCCUAUCUGUGAGAUUCAAGCUAUAAUCAUCCAAAUUAUUUAAUAGGGUCAAUAUCGCUAUGAAGUGCCCUUGGUGUCCUCAUCACAAUAUAGCACAGUAAUACAACUGUCUUAUUACAAGUGACUAAACCUUUGCACUCAUACCAGUACAAUAAUGACAAGUCUCUUAAAAUGGAGACGUGUUGAGUGACAUAACUAGCAUUUUCUCUUUGUUUGUCAUGUUUUGUCAUUUUCUUCACAUUAUGUGUUGUUGGACAUAGUCGAGCUUCACACAUCCUCUCUGCCAUAGUGAAAUAUCAAUUAACAUAAAAACCUGUCAGAAAUUUCAAAAAUAUUUGUCAAACAGUAAAGUCAGCUUGCUAACUGAAUUAUGUUGCUCAGUGAAUGUCUACCAUGUGAUCAUUAAAUGAUGAUUAUUAGCAUAAAAUGUCCACCCUAUCAUUGUCUACUGUGUCAGCGAGCUCACAUAUUUUGCUGCCUGUGUGUACAUUGUCUGCAUGCAGUUAAUUUAACAAAAAAAAAAAAAGUGUGGGACCUUGACCAAUACUCUACUUACUGUAAUUACUUAAUACAAAGAAUAUGAAGUUAAAUGGAAGCUAUUUUUGGGAUGAAAUGGGGAAGUCUCUAAGGCACGUUAAAGUGUUAUUGACAAAAAAAUAAAUAAAUCAUCAAAUCUA
This is a messenger RNA of Phyllopteryx taeniolatus (common seadragon), 1935 nucleotides long. It is a transcript of the gene elp6, whose product is annotated as elongator acetyltransferase complex subunit 6. Lineage: Eukaryota; Metazoa; Chordata; Actinopteri; Syngnathiformes; Syngnathidae. The record is from RefSeq and is a predicted model, not a curated record. Gene Ontology annotation, biological process: tRNA wobble uridine modification. The transcript has 5 exons. Bases 248 to 931 code for a protein of 227 amino acids. Gene Ontology annotation, cellular component: elongator holoenzyme complex.